Molecule: messenger RNA, 1989 nt
Organism: Phytophthora nicotianae INRA-310
Lineage: Eukaryota; Oomycota; Peronosporomycetes; Peronosporales; Peronosporaceae
Exons: 1
Coding region: 135-1841 (568 amino acids)
Molecular function (GO): protein binding
Source: RefSeq, a predicted model, not a curated record
ACCAGUUGGUAUCUGGUCUAUCACUUCCGUACCGUCCGACCGACUCUAUCGCGUCGUCCGGCACUCUCGAAUUGCACUUCCAGCGCACAGUCCACCGUCGGCCAGAGAAGAACAAGCAAGAAACCUGCAGCAUCAUGUCCUUCCGCGCGCCCGUACAGGCCCGUGGUGGUGGUUACGGUCUCGACGCCGAGCUAGCGCGCAAGGCAGCCGAGCGUUACGACUACGACAUGGAGAACGAGGCUCGCGUUUGGCUCGAGACCAUCUCGGAGAUGCAGAUCGGCGAUGACUUCGGUGAGGGUCUGCGAGACGGCGUAAUCCUCUGCACCACAGCCAACAAGAUCCACCGAGAUGUGGUGAAGCGCGUGGAGACCAAGUCCAAGAUGCCCUUUAAGCUCAUGGAGAAUGUGUCCGCCUUCCUCAAGGCCUGCCGCAUUAUGGGAGUCAACGAGUUCGACCUGUUCGAGACCGUGGACCUAUUCGAGCUUAAGGAUCUGGGUAACGUUGUGCGCUGUAUCUUCGCACUGGGUCGGGCUGUACAGCGCAAUUACCCGGACUUCACGGGCCCCACGCUCGGCGUCAAGGAGAGCAUCAAGAACCAGCGCUCCUUCACCUCCGACCAGCUCGCCGGCGGCAAGAACAUCCCAGCGCAGCAGACGCUCGGCAGCUUCCGCACUAUGAAGCGCCAGACCACGUCCUACUCGAACAACGUCAUGCUCGGUGCGGACGCCGCUCAGAGCGCGUACCGUGCACCGCCUCCUCCUCCACCUCCGUCGGCCGAGAAGAUCGAGCAGCUGUCUCGCUUCCGCAAGGCAGAUCAGCUGACGACGUUUGACUCGCAGCCUGACGGUGAAAUUUCGCCUACGAAGCACGCGCCAACGAAGGCGGAAGUUGAAGCAGCGGUGGCUGAGCUUACCGACGAUGUGGACAAGACGACUCUGGACGACACGAAGGUUGCUUCGUCCAUUCCAGGCUUGAACAGCGUGACUACCAGCUCUGGACCUACAGCAGAGGAAGAGGCCCAGGAAUGGAUUGAGGCUGUGUUGGGCGAAAAGUUCUUGGCGAGCUUUGGUGACAGCUUGAAGGAUGGAGUGAUGCUGUGCUCGCUGAUGAACAAGAUCAAGCCUGGCCUGAUCCCGCGCAUCCAAACGUCGUCCAUGCCUUUCAAGCAGAUGGAGAACGUGAGUGCCUUUGUACGUGCAUGCCGUUCCAUUGGCGUGGCGGAGUUUGAUCUGUUCGAGACGGUUGAUCUGUACAACCAGAAAAACUUGGGACAGGUGGUGCAGUGCAUCCACGCGCUGGGCCGCACGAUCCAGAAGACGAUGCCCGAGUACAAUGGUCCGCUCCUUGGCGUGAAGGAGUCCACCGUGAACCCUCGUCAGUUUUCAGAGGCUCAGCUUCGCGAGGCUGCGGCAGCCGUGCCAGUGCUAGCAAACGCCAGUCAAUCGUUGAUGGAGCGUCUUCCCUUUGAUCACUCUGCGUCGAUCACCUACCGCUACGACACGGCCGCCAAUGCUGCUGCUGUUGCUGACAAGGCGAACAGCGAGAAGAAGUCACCGAAGCCUGAACCGAAGACUGUUGAGCCGGAAGUCCAGCCGGAGACUCCUGUACAGCCUCAGCCCGCAGAGGCUGAAGUGGCAUCUGCUCCUGAACCGGAGAAAAAGGAAGCUGAAGCUGCGCCGUCUGCAGAGGUGAAGGAAGAGGCAGCUAAAUCGCAGGGACCUAGCUGGCUAACGCAGCGAGUGGCGUCCCUGAACUCGGUGAGCUCUGGAAACGCUGCGAAGCCGCACCUACCUGUCGGAGGCUCCUCUUCCGUGCUACCGACGCGUACUAUCUGGAGCUAAGUGGCUACUCGCAAGUUGUCACACAAGAGCUUUAGCGAUGACUAAUGGAGAGAUUACUGCGUUUAUGCGUGUGUAAGAUAUUCGACGACAGUUCACGGUGUGUUACAUCCUUCCUUAAUGAACCCUUUGCUGCCGUCAUUCGAGUGCU